AUGUCUUCGCUCGGAUUAUUUCCUUUGCUCGUAGCAUUCUCAGCCUUAUUGUGCAUGGUUGCGGCCGAGUGUAACGAGGAGGAGGCCCAGGAUUUUUUGUACGAAUACAACCCACUCGCUGAGGUUGCAACAUCCGGAUAUUUGCUUGCAGGCUGGGACUAUUCAACUAACAUAACUCAGCACAAUCUGGAUAUACUGGAAGACGAAGCUGUAAAUCUAGCUUAUUUUUCGAAGAAUGCAGCAAAAGGAGCAAAUAACUUCACAACGUGUCUUGAUGAAUAUUCAGAGAUGGUUGCUAGGGAACUAGAAUUUAUCACCGAUAUCGGAGAUGCUAUACUAGACGCCGAGGAUUUUGCUCACUUACAAGGUGUUCUUACUAAUAUGAGUUUAUUGUAUUCUACGGGAGAAGUAUGCAAACCGGACGACAGCACCGAUUGUUACGCAAAAGACCCAUAUUUGGAUGAUAUCAUGGCAAACUCACGUAAUUACAACGAACUUCUUUGGGUGUGGACAAAAUGGAGGGAUGAUGUUGGUCGACCAAUGCGCCCCCUUUACGUUGACUAUGUUUAUUUGAAAAAUAAAGCUUCAAUGUUGAACGGUCAUGGUGACCUUGGUUCAUCUAACACUGAUAUUUCUUCUUCUGAAAAGACAAGAUUCAAAAUGUAG
Saccoglossus kowalevskii is the source of this 666-nucleotide messenger RNA. Its product is annotated as angiotensin-converting enzyme 2-like. Gene Ontology annotation, cellular component: plasma membrane. Gene Ontology annotation, biological process: proteolysis. Gene Ontology annotation, molecular function: peptidyl-dipeptidase activity; metallopeptidase activity. Lineage: Eukaryota; Metazoa; Hemichordata; Enteropneusta; Harrimaniidae. The record is from RefSeq and is a predicted model, not a curated record.